Quercus lobata is the source of this 1428-nucleotide messenger RNA. RefSeq lists its product as uncharacterized. The coding region runs from base 535 to 1251 and encodes 238 amino acids. NCBI's taxonomy places the organism in Eukaryota, Viridiplantae, Streptophyta, Magnoliopsida, Fagales, Fagaceae. The record is from RefSeq and is a predicted model, not a curated record. The transcript has 2 exons.
GUUUGAUAUAGCAUUUGAUGCAUUCAAAGCAGGCUUUUUUCAUGUGGACAUAGCAUUAGCCGCUGCUUGCUAAUCUCAUCAUGAGCUAGAACUAGAAAGAAAACAGAAAAAGUCACCCUAUACACACUCAAACUGACUCAAAGUGACCAGAUCACUAUUGAUUAAAAAAAAGUAAAGGGGAAAAAAGAGUCAUAUAGGUGUUUGGUGAGUUUAGUGGGUUGGGUUUGGCUUAAUCAAUGGAUCACAGACAGACUCUUUAGCGCACCACAAAUACGUGGAUCCCAUUUAAAGCCUCUCUCGAAAGACAAAGACAAAAGCAAUACGUACACAUGAGCCUUGUGUGUUGUGUAUAAAAAGCUAACUUUACAUUGCUUUUCUAUUGCUCAUUCCUCCAAUUCACUCAGUCCACACACACUACACCCGUAUUAGAGUUGGAUUCUGUGUCUCUCUGUCUGUCUUUCAUCUCAAGCCUUCAAGAACAAACAAAAGCUUUAUACUGAGAGACAAAAUUAAAGAGCUGUGGAUAUUAUACUAAUGGAGAAAAAAUUUCUUGAUUUCAUAUUUGUUCCUUCAGGCCUUGUUGUAAUGUUGUCAUACCACAUGUGGCUUCUCUAUCGAAUCAUGAAGCACCCCAACAAGACUGUCAUCGGCAUCAAUACCUUCAAUCGCCGCUUCUGGGUCCAAGCUAUGAUGGAGGAUGCGUCAAAGAAUGGUGUUCUUGCUGUACAGACACUGAGAAACAAUAUAAUGGCAUCGACCCUAUUGGCUUCCACAGCAAUAAUGCUUAGCUCCCUCAUUGCGGUUUUGAUGACAAGUCGCAGCUGGGAUAAAUCAGCAUUUCUUGUGUUUGGAGACAUGAGUGAGCUUGGCUUCUCCAUAAAGUUCUUCUCCAUAUUGGUGUGCUUCUUGGUUGCUUUCCUUUUCAACGUGCAGUCUAUAAGGUACUACAGCCAUGCAAGUAUCCUCAUCAACGUUCCUUUCAAGAAGAUGUCCAUAGAUCACCAUUAUCAACAUCUCACUGCUGAGUAUGUUGCUAAGACAGUGAAUAGGGGAAGCUAUUUCUGGUCUUUAGGAUUGCGUGCCUUCUACUUCUCCUUUCCUUUGUUUUUGUGGAUCUUUGGGCCCAUCCCCAUGUUCUUGUCCUGUUUUGUCCUGGUUUUCAUGCUUUAUUUCCUAGAUGUCGCAUUUGAGCUUGGGUGGACUGAUUCUGUUACUGCUGAUAAGGAUGAGGAACUUGGGAGGGAAACUUAAAAUUGGUCACUUAUAUAUGGUGGGUUUAUAGCAAUUUAUCAUAGAUGGUAGACUUUAAUAGCAUAGCAAUAUAAGGUUACACAUUCAACCCAAGUUGAAUUAAGUUGCACAUCAAGUUCUUUUAACUUGUACUAUCAUCUUGAAUAAAAAGUGCUUCAUUUUGGCAUGAUUUGUUAA